Messenger RNA from Penicillium verrucosum, 309 nucleotides. RefSeq lists its product as uncharacterized. The coding region runs from base 1 to 309 and encodes 102 amino acids. The transcript has a single exon. NCBI's taxonomy places the organism in Eukaryota, Fungi, Ascomycota, Eurotiomycetes, Eurotiales, Aspergillaceae. The record is from RefSeq and is a predicted model, not a curated record.
AUGAAGCAACAUGUCAUUUCCGACCCCGAAGCGAAGGGGGUCAUCAAAUCAAUCAGUGACAUUGUGCAAGCCUUCCUGUGGCGAGCUGCUAUCAGAGUGCGAUAUAGGGUAGCCAAUGGAGGGUUGCCCGAGUCUCUAAGACCACAGCUUGAGCGUGGAAACGGACGUUUCCGAUUCCUCGUCACUUUCCCUAUUAGGAAAGAUGGAGGAAUCGAACUGGCUUUUGGUACGCAUCCGGAGGAGUUGGAGAUGUUCCAGGCAGAUGAAGAGUUUACGAAGUAUGCUGAACUUGUAGAUACGUGCUGCUGA